CGCGCCCCCCCCCCUUUCCCUCCGCCAGAAAAAAAGUAAGCGUUAAACUUCCGUUCAGUCUAUGUGGACUGAUGAAAUGUAGGAAAUCUGUUUCUGGCGAGGGGGAAAAAAAAGGUUUCCCAAAGAGAGCACCAAGUAGAGAGAGAGAUCAGAAGUAUGAAGAGUGGCAGUAGUGCUGCUGCUGCCGGGCUGCUCAGGCGAGGAAAGCAGGACGGACUGCAAGAGAAGAGCUUUGGGGCAUCGCGCACAGAAAAGAUAUUUGACAACAUGCAUACUGAGGUAGCACCAGUGGUUAAAAGAUGUGCACCUCCCUCAGCCCAAAGGCCCGAGGCCCUGGCCUCUCCGAUAUGCACCAGUAUAGCCAGUGGCUGGCUAGCAGACAUGAGGCUAACUUGUUGCCGAUGAAGGAGGAUUUGGCCCUGUGGCUGACAAACCUGCUGGGAAAGGAAAUAACAGCUGAGACCUUCAUGGAGAAAUUGGAUAAUGGGGCUUUGCUCUGUCGGCUAGCGGAGACUUUACAGGAGAAAUUUAAAGAAAACUGCAUUGAGGUCAACAAGAUUGGGAAGAUAAUGCCAGUGAGGAGAAUCCCAUGCAAAGCCAAUGCACCAUCUGGAUCCUUUUUUGCACGGGACAAUACAGCAAAUUUCUUAUCCUGGUGCAGAGAUGUGGGAGUAGACGAUACUUGUCUAUUUGAAUCUGAAGGUUUGGUCCUUCACAAGCAGCCCAGAGAAGUGUGCCUUUGUUUGCUCGAACUUGGAAGGAUUGCUUCAAGGUUUGGCGUGGAGCCUCCUGGAUUAAUAAAACUGGAGAAAGAGAUUGAGCAAGAAGAAACACUUUCAACCCCUCUUCCGUCCCCCUCCCCCUCCCCCUCAAAGUCGCCUGGCAAAAAGAGCACAGGGAAACUUCUGGAUGAUGCGGUCAAACAUAUUUCUGAAGAUCCUCCUUGUAAAUGCCCUAGUAAAUUUUGUGUGGAGCGUCUUUCACAAGGAAGAUACAGAGUUGGAGAAAAGAUCCUUUUCAUCAGGAUGCUGCACAACAAGCAUGUGAUGGUUCGCGUAGGAGGCGGCUGGGAGACGUUUGCCGGGUAUUUGCUGAAACACGACCCGUGCCGAAUGCUGCAGAUCUCCAGAGUGGAUGGGAAAACAUCCCCGAUCCAGAACAAGUCUCCGACCAUCAAGGAUAUGAACCCAGACAGCUAUUUGGUUGUUUCUGCCCAUUACAAAACCAAAAAGGAGAUUAAGUGAAACGUUCAUUUGGGACUCUGUAUAUGUAGGCCCAUGCUAUCUUCUCAAGUGUAGUUACAUUAGUUGGUGCUUUAAAAGGACUCCUGAAAAUUACAUGCAGACUGGAAAUGGCAACCCAUUUUGUGGGUUGUUGAACUGUAGAACUAUUUAUUUCUAGUGCUGUUCCUUUUUAUAGCAAGUUACCCUCGAUAGGUUAAUUACUACAAUCUGAUUUUUUUAAUAAAAAAAAUAAGACAUAUAUUUUUAGCCAAAUUAUUACUCUAUGAAUGUAUUCUUAGAAUGACUUAUGAGUCACAUUAAAGUAACAAAAUGUGAUAUAUUUGUAUGGGAAACAUCUAUGAUUCUCAAUCAUGUGCCCUAAUUCAGAGCUCUGUGGUUAACCUCAUUAUUGGCAUCCAAAAAGCUCCAGGUUCACCUCCAGUUAAAAAA
Messenger RNA from Lacerta agilis (Sand lizard), 1673 nucleotides. RefSeq names its product growth arrest specific 2 (gene GAS2). The transcript has 9 exons. Gene Ontology annotation, cellular component: actin filament. Gene Ontology annotation, biological process: actin crosslink formation. The coding region runs from base 300 to 1244 and encodes 314 amino acids. The record is from RefSeq and is a predicted model, not a curated record. Lineage: Eukaryota; Metazoa; Chordata; Lepidosauria; Squamata; Lacertidae. Gene Ontology annotation, molecular function: actin filament binding; microtubule binding; cytoskeletal adaptor activity.